Abrus precatorius (Indian licorice) is the source of this 369-nucleotide messenger RNA. RefSeq names its product glucan endo-1,3-beta-glucosidase-like. The coding region runs from base 1 to 369 and encodes 122 amino acids. The record is from RefSeq and is a predicted model, not a curated record. NCBI's taxonomy places the organism in Eukaryota, Viridiplantae, Streptophyta, Magnoliopsida, Fabales, Fabaceae. The transcript is spliced from 4 exons.
AUGUUCAAAUCAACUGGGUCACUUCUCUUUCUUGUUCUUUUUCAUCUGCUCCUCUCUUUCAACUCGGGAGGGCAUUUGAAGUUUGCUAAUGGAUUGAUAGCUAAGGAUAAGUGGUGUGUAGCAAAUCCUUUAUCAAAUGAUACUGUACUGAAAAAUAACAUUGAAUAUGCUUGCAAUAUAUUGAGUGAUUGCAAGCUGAUCCAACCGGGUGGCUCCUGCUAUGAGCCCAACAAAUUGAUGCACCAUGCCUCUGCUGUCAUGAAUCAGUACUAUGCAAUGGAAGGAAGGAAUACUUGGAACUGCAACUUCUUCGGCUCUGGCCUCUUGGUUUCUAAGGACCCAAGUUAUGGCAGCUGCGAGUAUGCAUAG